CGCCGAUGAGAGCCCCCCGGGCGCCGCGGCCCCUGACGGCCAGGCCUGGCCGGGCUCCGUGCACCCCGCCGAGGUGCAGGUGAAGACGCCGCGCGUCAACUGCCCCGAGAAGGUGAUCAUCUGUCUGGACCUCUCGGAAGAGAUGUCCCUGCCCAAGCUGGAGUCCUUCAACGGCUCCAAGACCAACGCGCUCAACAUCUCGCAGAAGAUGAUCGAGAUGUUCGUGCGGACCAAGCACAAGAUCGACAAGAGCCACGAGUUUGCGCUGCUUGUGGUCAACAACGACGCCACGUGGCUCUCAGGCUUCCCCUCGGACCCCCCGUCGGCGUGCCCCUGUGUGCAGUGACCGUCCUUAGCUGCAGCUCCAGACCUGGAGGGGCUCUUCAACCUCAUCCAGCAGAAGAUCGAGCUGCCGGUGACGGAGAACGUGCAGACCAUCCCGCCGCCCUACGUGGUGCGAACCAUCCUGGUGUUCAGCUGCCCUGCCUGCCCGCCCCAGUUCUCCGCCACCGAGCACAUGAAGAAGAUGCUCCAGUGCCCCUACUUCUUUUUCGACGUUGUUUACAUCCAUAAUGGGGCUGAGGACAAGGAGGAGGAGACGAGCUGGAAGGAGAUGUACGCCUUCUUCAGCAGCCUGGACACCAAGGGCACCAACUACAAGUACGAGGUGUCACUGACGGGGCCGGCUGUGGAGCUGCACAACUGCAUGGCCAAGCUGCUGGCGCACCCGUUGCAGCGGCCGUUCCAGAGCCACGCGGCCUACAGCCUGCUCGAGGAGGACACGGUGGCCGAGAGCGAGGCCACCGUGUGAGCGCCA
Messenger RNA from Tinamus guttatus (white-throated tinamou), 817 nucleotides. Lineage: Eukaryota; Metazoa; Chordata; Aves; Tinamiformes; Tinamidae. The record is from RefSeq and is a predicted model, not a curated record.